Messenger RNA from Pimephales promelas (fathead minnow), 1917 nucleotides. It is a transcript of the gene rasd2a, whose product is annotated as RASD family member 2a. Gene Ontology annotation, biological process: signal transduction. Gene Ontology annotation, molecular function: G-protein beta-subunit binding; GTP binding; GTPase activity. NCBI's taxonomy places the organism in Eukaryota, Metazoa, Chordata, Actinopteri, Cypriniformes, Leuciscidae. The record is from RefSeq and is a predicted model, not a curated record.
CAAUACCUUAAAUAGGCAGCAGCACUGUUCAGAUUCACCAGAAGAAACCAAAUCUAUAAGCGUUGAAUGACGCACCACACGACACAACCCAUCCGCCCUCAGCAUAUAAAAAGCACUGCGGGAUGCGCGUACUGUACAACACACUGCACCGAGAGCCGUUCUGGAUGAUAACACCAAGGAGCAUGGAGGUGAACACAACUGAUAAAGCUCUUCUUUCAGUUGAUGGCACCGCGACGCUCUCCAGUUAUCAUUCCGAAGCCACCGCAACAGUUGAAAAGCAUUUGCAAUGCGCAUCGCACUGGAGACAUCCAAGGGUGGUGCGCUCCUCCAGCACCGGAAAGCGACCCUCGUCUUCUGAACGCAAACUACGGACAUAUCUGGACCCCGUCUCCGCUUCUCAGCUCCAUAAAACAAAGCAUAUGAGAUAUGAGAGUAAAAACGAGGAUCUGGUGGUCAGCGUGAAACCCAGUCAUUACAGGCGCAUAGUUGUGCUCGGCGCGCCCCGAGUGGGAAAAACGGCGCUUAUACGCCGUUUCCUCGGCGAUGAUGGAUUCGAGGAACAUUAUGAGCCUACGACUGAAGACUUUCACAGCAAACUGUUCCACAUCCGAGGAGAGAGAUACCAGCUAGAUAUCCUGGACGCGUCCAAAGAGAGAGACUUCCCUGCCAAGCGAAGACUGACUAUUCUGACCGGUGACUUGUUCCUGCUGGUGUUCAGCGUGACUGACCGAGAGUCUUUCACUGAGGUCUGCUCUUUACGCGAGGAGAUCGUCUCGGCCAAAUCCAAACUGACCAAGUCCAAAGAAAACAGACAGCUUCCAAUCAUAAUCUGUGGCAAUAAAUCUGACUUAAACUCCCCGAGAGCUGUGCGACACGCAGAGAUCUGCCGGUUUCUCGGGGAGGACAGCGUCUCUUUUGAGGUGUCUGCUAAAGACUCCACUAACCUCGAGGAGAUGUUCGAAGCCCUGGCGGUGCUGGGAGGGCUCCCCACAGAAACCAGACCCUCUCUCCAUCGAGACAUCUCCAUUCACACGUAUCAAGCGCUAGCAGCAGAAAGAGAAACAAAAGAGCCGUGUGGGGCGGUGCAACCGCUCGCGCGUAGACCGAGUUUCAGUAGCGAUCUGCGGCGCGUGAUGGGGCCGAGCACCCCUAAAAGAUGUACACCUAUUGAGAGGUGCCAAAUACAGUAAAAGAGUAACGCUAUAGGGACUCUGUUUCAAACCUAUGAAUAAUAAUUAUUCAGCUACGUAAGAAUUAUUAAAUUCUAUAAGUCCCUGGCUGGACCAGAGGACAGAUUUCAAAGUAUUUGUGCGAUGUCUUUAAAAACCUGCAGGAAAAGCAGGCUUGGUAUUAUUGGUCUAAACUGGUCAUUAUUAGCUGGACCAGUCCAGCAACCAACUGUUAAAAUUAAGGUACUUUAUUGGAAUCUGUGGUUCUGUUCUAGAUUAUUCUAUGGCAUUUCUUGCCGAAAUGCUCUUGUAAACUUUUUAAGAGUUAACCUACCACGCAGUAAAGUGUGGUAUAUGACCUUAAGGAGCAAUUUAUAGCUAAUUUAACAAAUAAAAUGGGUUUUGUCGCAUGAUUCAGUGCUGUUAAAUUAUAUUUUUGACUUAUGAAUGACUUAUAUUAUAUGAAUAAAGCUAUUUGUUACCAAUUUUUCAGUGCAGUUCAUGACAAGUUUUUGACCAGUUUCAAAACGCACAUAUUCACGCAUGUAUUUCCAACUGGAAAAUGUUGUAUAAAGGAGUUCUGUUUUCUUUGUAUUGACUGUAAUACCUCACAUUUGUUUGCACGACUACCACAGACAACAGACGCAGUCACGCGCGGUUGUCUCUUUUUUUCUUGAAAAUGAAUAAACCUUCAUUACCUCAAACUUGUUUCCACUUUGUCAUAACAGACAACAAUAAAAUUGUCCUU